Molecule: messenger RNA, 855 nt
Organism: Dufourea novaeangliae
Lineage: Eukaryota; Metazoa; Arthropoda; Insecta; Hymenoptera; Halictidae
Product: oligosaccharyltransferase complex subunit OSTC
Exons: 4
Coding region: 270-719 (149 amino acids)
Cellular component (GO): oligosaccharyltransferase complex
Source: RefSeq, a predicted model, not a curated record
UGGCACGGCGAUAAUAAGAAAUUGAUAGAAGAAACAUAUGUACAUUUAUUCAUUGCUUAUCAAAUGAAGACAACUCGGAUUAUUUGAACCACCGAAUAACGAAUAAAGAUAAAGUAUUUUUUUAUUCGAAUGGUUAUUUAAAUAAGUAUAUAUCGAGACAAUGCCCAACUCUGCCACGUAGUACAAAAUAACAAAUUUAAAACGUGGAUGUAUAGAACAGUUCGAGUUUGUUGUCGCAUGGUGUACCGUCAUAUUUUAAAAUUUUCAACAUGCAAUACAUAUACCGGUUACCAUUUGCAGUUUUGGAAGUGCCUAAUCUAAAAUUAAAAAGGCCAUCCUGGUUUGUGAAACCUAGUGCUAUGGUUGUUUUUUCACUCAUACUUUUAUCAUACUUCUUAGUAACAGGAGGUAUUAUAUAUGAUGUAAUUGUGGAACCACCCAGUGUAGGUUCAACAACUGAUGAACAUGGGCAUACAAGACCUGUAGCAUUUAUGCCAUAUCGUGUAAAUGGUCAAUAUAUUAUGGAAGGACUAGCAUCUAGUUUCCUGUUUACUUUAGGUGGAAUUGGCUUUAUAGUAUUUGAUCAAACACAUGGUCCAUCAACUCCAAAACUAAAUAGGAUUCUUUUAACAUGUGUUGGAUUCAUCAGUGUUAUUGUGUCAUUUAUUACCUGUUGGAUUUUUAUGAGGAUGAAGCUACCGGGAUACCUGCAAUCAUAAAUGCAAUCAGAAUUGUAUGUUUCCACUAUUUACAUUAUUCAGCUAUAUCUUAAGGAUAUUAAGAGGAAUGUAAUUUCUAUAUACAAUUCUAAUGAAAGACUUCUCAAAUAAAUAUGUAUUGUUUUUUCCUUUUCAA